GCGUUGCGGUUAUAAGCUAUUGUUUAUUCUGUGGCGUUUUGUAUGAACGUGACCAGUUCGUCUGUAGUUUUUUACAUUAUAAGCACUAGUUUUUUUACUUACUACAAUGGCAACCGGAACGAAACCCAAGUCUGAAAUGACGCCGGAAGAAUUGGCCAAGAGGGAAGAAGAAGAAUUCAACACCGGUCCACUAUCGGUACUCACUCAGUCGGUCAAGAAUAACACUCAGGUCCUUAUCAAUUGUAGGAACAACAAAAAAUUGCUUGGAAGGGUAAAAGCUUUCGAUCGUCAUUGUAAUAUGGUGCUUGAAAGUGUUAAAGAAAUGUGGACUGAACUUCCUCGUACGGGCAAAGGGAAGAAAAAGGCGAAACCUGUCAAUAAGGAUAGGUUCAUAUCGAAAAUGUUUUUACGUGGCGACUCUGUCAUACUCGUCUUGAGAAAUCCAUUGGCGACUGCGGCUGGGAAAUAGAAACGCAAUGUUGACUUGACGACCCACUAAUUUUUACCUUUUAAUAUAAGUAUUUGUAAACAAUUAUAAAUAAAAAUAAGUCAAAUUUUUCAACA
Cimex lectularius (bed bug) is the source of this 564-nucleotide messenger RNA. It is a transcript of the gene SmD2, whose product is annotated as probable small nuclear ribonucleoprotein Sm D2. The coding region runs from base 107 to 469 and encodes 120 amino acids. Gene Ontology annotation, biological process: spliceosomal snRNP assembly; RNA splicing. Gene Ontology annotation, cellular component: precatalytic spliceosome; U5 snRNP; U2 snRNP. The record is from RefSeq and is a predicted model, not a curated record. Gene Ontology annotation, molecular function: RNA binding. The transcript has 4 exons. NCBI's taxonomy places the organism in Eukaryota, Metazoa, Arthropoda, Insecta, Hemiptera, Cimicidae.